Messenger RNA from Neomonachus schauinslandi (Hawaiian monk seal), 2331 nucleotides. RefSeq names its product zinc finger protein 527 (gene ZNF527). Gene Ontology annotation, biological process: regulation of transcription by RNA polymerase II. The coding region runs from base 76 to 2268 and encodes 730 amino acids. NCBI's taxonomy places the organism in Eukaryota, Metazoa, Chordata, Mammalia, Carnivora, Phocidae. The record is from RefSeq and is a predicted model, not a curated record. Gene Ontology annotation, molecular function: DNA-binding transcription factor activity, RNA polymerase II-specific; RNA polymerase II cis-regulatory region sequence-specific DNA binding. The transcript is spliced from 3 exons.
UUGAAAUCAGUACUUUCAACACAAGAGAGAGUUCCCACAGUAGAGCAAGUACAUAAAUUUGAUAUUUAUGAUAAAAUGUUUCCCCCAAAUUCCAUCCUAAUUGAACAUAAAAGAUUACCUGCUGAGAACGAAUCUUUGAUAGAUAAUGAAUGUGAAGAUUUCAACCAGAAUACAUACCUUAGUAAAGAUACAGGAAUUCCUCCUGGGGAGAAACCUUAUGAAAGUAAUGAUUUUUCAAAUCUCUUAAGUUUCCACUCAUUACUUACUCAACAUCAAGCAACUCAUUUUGGAAAAUUACCGCAUGGAUUCAAUGACUGUGAUGAUGCCUUUAGGUGUUAUUCAUUCUUUACUCAACCUCAGAGAAUUCACAGUGGAGAGAAACAAUUUGUAUGCAAUGACUGUGGAAAAGCCUUUAGCCAUGAUUUCUUUCUCAGUGAACAUCAAAGAACUCAUAUUGGAGAGAAACCAUAUGAAUGUAAGGAAUGUAACAAAGCUUUCAGACAGAGUGCACACCUUGCUCAACAUCAGAGAAUCCACACUGGAGAGAAACCUUUUGCAUGCAAUGAAUGUGGGAAGGCCUUUAGCCGUUAUGCCUUCCUUGUUGAACAUCAGAGAAUUCACACAGGAGAGAAACCAUAUGAAUGUAAGGAAUGUAACAAAGCCUUCAGACAGAGUGCACACCUCAAUCAGCAUCAGAGAAUUCACACUGGAGAGAAACCCUAUGAAUGUAAUCAGUGUGGAAAAGCCUUCAGCAGACGCAUUGCCCUUACUCUGCAUCAAAGGAUUCAUACAGGAGAGAAACCCUUUAAAUGUAAUGAAUGUGGGAAGACUUUUGGCUAUCGCUCACACCUUAAUCAACAUCAGAGAAUUCAUACAGGUGAAAAGCCUUAUGAAUGCAUCAAAUGUGGGAAGUUUUUUAGGACUGACUCACAACUUAAUCGACAUCAUAGAAUACAUAGUGGAGAGAGACCUUUUGAAUGCAGUAAAUGUGGGAAAGCCUUCAGUGAUGCUUUAGUUCUAAUUCAUCAUAAGAGAAGUCAUGCAGGAGAGAAACCCUAUGAAUGUAACAAAUGUGGGAAGGCCUUCAGUUGUGGCUCAUACCUUAAUCAGCAUCAGAGAAUUCAUACUGGAGAGAAGCCCUAUGAAUGUAAUGAAUGUGGGAAGGCUUUCCAUCAGAUCUUGUCCCUUAGGCUACACCAGAGAAUUCAUGCUGGAGACAAACCCUAUAACUGUAAUGAGUGUGGGAAUAAUUUUAGCUGUGCCUCAGCCCUUAGACGACAUCAGAAAAUUCAUACAGGCAGAAAACUCUUGAAAUGUAAUGACUGUGAAAAAGUCUUUAGCCAGAGCUCAUCUCUUACACUUCAUCAAAGAAUUCAUACUGGAGAGAAACCAUAUAAAUGUGUAGAAUGUGGAAAAGCCUUCAGCCAGAGAUCAAAUCUUGUUCAACAUCAGAGGAUUCAUACUGGAGAGAAACCCUAUGAAUGUAAGGAAUGUAGGAAAGCCUUCAGUCAGAAUGCACACCUUGUUCAACAUCUGAGAGUUCAUACUGGAGAAAAACCUUAUGAAUGCAAGGUGUGUAGGAAAGCCUUUAGCCAGUUUGCUUACCUUGCUCAACAUCAGAGAGUUCAUACUGGAGAGAAACCUUAUGAAUGUAUCGAAUGUGGGAAAGCAUUUAGCAAUAGAUCAUCCAUUGCUCAACACCAGAGAGUUCAUACUGGUGAGAAACCAUACGAAUGUAAUGUCUGUGGGAAAGCAUUUAGCCUUCGUGCAUACCUUACUGUACACCAGAGAAUACAUACUGGAGAGAGACCCUAUGAAUGUAAGGAAUGUGGGAAGGCUUUCAGCCAGAAUUCACAUCUUGCUCAACAUCAGAGAAUUCAUACUGGAGAAAAACCUUAUAAAUGUCAAGAAUGUAGGAAAGCAUUCAGCCAGAUUGCCUACCUUGCCCAACAUCAAAGAGUUCAUACUGGAGAAAAACCCUAUGAAUGUAUUAAAUGUGGGAAGGCUUUUAGCAAUGACUCAUCCCUUACUCAACAUCAGAGAGUUCAUACUGGAGAGAAGCCUUAUGAAUGUAACGUUUGUGGAAAGGCUUUUAGUUACUGUGGAUCCCUUGCCCAACAUCAGAGAAUUCAUACUGGAGAGAGACCUUAUGAAUGUAAGGAAUGCAAGAAAACUUUCAGGCAGCAUGCACACCUUGCUCAUCAUCAGAGAAUCCAUCUUGGGGAGUCCCUCUCACCACCCAAUCCAGUCAAUCACCAAGUCCUCUAGACACUAUCUCAUAAAUAUUUCCAGAAUUUAUACUCUUUUCUCUUAUCUCAAAUGUUGUUGCCC